Messenger RNA from Salvelinus namaycush (lake trout), 1869 nucleotides. Its product is annotated as polypeptide N-acetylgalactosaminyltransferase 6-like. The coding region runs from base 1 to 1869 and encodes 622 amino acids. NCBI's taxonomy places the organism in Eukaryota, Metazoa, Chordata, Actinopteri, Salmoniformes, Salmonidae. Gene Ontology annotation, cellular component: Golgi apparatus. The transcript has 10 exons. The record is from RefSeq and is a predicted model, not a curated record.
AUGCGUGCAUUCUCCCGCCGUCACACCCUUCCCUUUAAGCUUGCCAUUCUAGCGGGCUCCCUCUUCCUGGUCCUACUGCUCGUCAUGCAGUACGACGUGGGAGGUGGGACUUCCCCUGAACCCUGGCUCCGAGAGCUGUCGAACAAACAGUCACAGGUGAUGGGUGUGGUCAGAGGUGCUGUGUCAAAUAUAGGCUUCCAGAUUGGUGCCCCCCUGCCCCUUCCCUCAGCGCUUGGGACCAACUCCUUUGAUCCCCGCUGUCCACCUGGGUUCUACAGCAUAGAUGAGCUUCAACCUCACCUGGAGAGGCCCUUACAGGACCCAGAGGACCCCGGAGCCUACGGCCGACCGUUUGUGAUGGGCAGGAUGACCCCUGCAGAGAUUAAAGAGAAGCAGGAUGGGCUGACCAAAAAUUGUUUCAACCAAUUUGCCAGCGACCGUAUCUCCCUUCACCGCAGCCUGGGAAAUGACACACGCCACCCAGAUUGUGCAGGUCAAAGGUUCCGGCGCUGCCCUCCUCUCCCCACCACCAGUGUGAUCAUCGUGUUCCACAAUGAGGCGUGGUCCACCCUCCUGCGGACAGUUUACAGCGUCCUGCACACUGCUCCUGCCUCCAUGCUCACAGAGAUAUUACUGGUGGAUGAUGCUAGCACAGACGAUCACCUGAAGUCUCGUCUGGAUGAGUAUGUCCUGCAGCUGAAGAUUGUGCGUGUGCUACGACAGCGGGAAAGGAAGGGGUUAAUCACUGCCAGGCUACUGGGGGCACAGACGGCUCAAGGAGAGAUCCUCACCUUCCUGGAUUCCCACUGCGAGUGCUUCAAUGGCUGGCUGGAACCCCUCCUGGCUCGGAUCGUGGAGAAGCCCACUGCUGUGGUCAGCCCUGAGAUAGUCAUCAUCGACCAAAACAACAUGAAGUUCACCAAACCCCUCGCCACAGCUCGUGCCCGUAACCGUGGAAACUUUGACUGGAGCCUUAUCUUUGGGUGGGAGCAGAUCCCUGAGGAAGACCAAAAGCAACGCAAGAAUGAAACUUAUCCUGUCAGGACUCCUACCUUUGCAGGUGGUCUGUUCUCUAUUUCUAAGACUUACUUUGAGCACAUUGGGACCUAUGACGCCAAGAUGUUGAUCUGGGGAGGUGAGAAUGUGGAGAUGUCCUUCAGGGUGUGGCAAUGUGGAGGCCAGCUGGAGAUCAUACCCUGCUCAGUGGUGGGACAUAUCUUCCGCAGUAAGAGCCCUCACACCUUCCCCAACGGCAGGUCGGUGAUUGCCCGCAACCAGGUGCGCCUAGCCGAGGUCUGGAUGGAGGACUACAAGCAGAUCUUCUACCGCAGGAACAAGAAGGCUGCCACCAUAGCCAAAGAGAACACAUAUGGUGACAUCUCUGAACGCCUCAAACUCAAAGAGAAGCUAAGCUGCAAAAACUUUACAUGGUACUUGCACAACGUUUACCCAGAGGCCUAUGUUCCAGACUUCACCCCUGUCAUGUUUGGAGCGCUCAAGAACUCUGGCUCAAAGACAUGCCUGGAUGUGGGAGAAAAGAAUAAGGGUGGGAAACCGGUUAUCUUAUACACAUGCCACAACAUGGGAGGAAAUCAGUAUUUUGAGUACACAUCCCACCAGGAGCUUCGUCACAACAUAGGUAAGCAGCUGUGUCUACAUGCGACCCCCGGGGCAGCGCUGGUGUCCAUAAAGCUCUGCCGCCUGAAGGGCAAAGGAACCACAGUGGCCCCCGAGCAAGUGUGGCAUUUCACACCGGGUUCUCUCCUUAAGAAUCCCCCCUCGGGCAAAUGCUUGACUGUAGACAGAGGUGAAGUGGUGAUGAGUAGCUGUGACUUGACCAAUCUCAGCCAACACUGGGACCUCAGCUGA